CAGAAAUAAAAGCCGACUGCAAAGUUUUUCAGAAUGGUCUGAAUGGGGAGGAAAUUUUGGAUUUGGACAAACAGCUUAGAACAAAGAAAUGUAACACAAAAUCCCAUCGGAACAGGAAAACAGUGUCCUGACCUUGUCGAAAACAGAUACAUAGAUAUAACACCUACAGUUAUUGAGACUGCAAAAAAUGUUGAACAAUAUUUUAUACGACCAAAAUAUAACCCUAACAUAAACCCUGGUGAAAGAAGGCUACUUGUGCGACGACAGACGAAUCAAGGAAAUGUCCGGGACCUUCUACUCAUCAUGGACAGCUCUGGUAGUAUAGGGUGGAGUAAUUUUCGGAAGGCAAACAAGGAGAUAAGCACAUUGAUAGGUUUGCUUUGCCCAGAAAAUCCGUUUGAAAAAGUGAAUGGACAGUAUCAGUACAAUCAAGCCGCUAUGCUCACAUUUUCCACAACUGUUCAUCAACAUUUCGACUUUGAUGACCAUGCAACCACCGAGGAUAUUCAAGGGGCGAUUUCAAAAGCUAUGUAUUAUGGUGGUGGAACAAAUACUGCAGAAGCCUUCAUACAAGCUAUUGGGAUGUUCAAAUCUUCUAAAGGUGAGUAUUCAUAAUCAACAUGUGAUUGUUUUUU
This is a messenger RNA of Ruditapes philippinarum (Manila clam), 635 nucleotides long. RefSeq lists its product as uncharacterized. The record is from RefSeq and is a predicted model, not a curated record. Bases 43 to 615 code for a protein of 190 amino acids. The transcript has 2 exons. NCBI's taxonomy places the organism in Eukaryota, Metazoa, Mollusca, Bivalvia, Venerida, Veneridae.